Molecule: messenger RNA, 700 nt
Organism: Ixodes scapularis (black-legged tick)
Lineage: Eukaryota; Metazoa; Arthropoda; Arachnida; Ixodida; Ixodidae
Product: ras-related C3 botulinum toxin substrate 1
Exons: 4
Coding region: 321-680 (119 amino acids)
Biological process (GO): small GTPase-mediated signal transduction
Molecular function (GO): GTPase activity; GTP binding
Source: RefSeq, a predicted model, not a curated record
ACUACGCUCGUUCGCUUUUCCUACGGAGCAGUCGUCGUCGCGCGCUCGCAUCGCCCGUUUUGAUUUUUUUUUAUUACUUUUUACGUUCUCGACUUUUGCCCGUUUAGGUUGUUACAUUCCCACUCGGGCACUUCCUGCGCUUUUGACGCCGCCAGAUACGCGUCCGGGAAAUUACGUGAUACAGCGGCGACGACGACGGCGACUGCUGCGGCGACACUUGCGUCGAGCGAACGGAGGAUCAGUCUCUCCGAGUGCACCCCUCCCUCACCCUGUGCGCUCGUCUCGACAAACGGUAUGCCGAGUUGAAUCAAGCAGUAGCCAUGGCACAGAGCCGGCCCAUCAAGAUGGUCAUCGUGGGCGAUGGCAUGGUGGGCAAGACCUGUCUGCUUGUUGCCUUCACCACGGGAGCGUUUCCGGGAAAUGACUACGAACCUACAGUGUUUGACAACUACGCUGGCACUCUCCUCUGUGACGGCAUAACCACAAAUCUCACGCUGUGGGACACGGCAGGACAAGAGGACUACGAAAGGCUGCGUCCUCUCUCUUACCCUGGGUCUGACGUGUUCCUGUUGUGCUUCAGCAUCAGCAGUGAGGCUUCAUUCAACAAUAUCCUGACAAAAUGGCAACCCGAACUUAAGCAUCACUGUCCAAACACUCCUUAUAUUUUAAUUGGUAAGUAAACCUAGACUCGUUCUCACUA